CAAUAACCUGCAGGAUUCAGGAGUGAAGCUGCUCUCUGCUGGACUGGAGAAUCCACACUGUACACUGGAGAUACUGAGAAUAAACGGUUAGGAAGUGAAAGUGAAAGUCAGUCUCCAUUUUGUGUGGAGGGGAAAAUACACCAUUUCAGGAGUAAAAACACAGGUUUGAUUUAACACACCGAUGUUGGAGUGAAGUAAACGUGUGUCCUGCUGUAAUCUGGAGAAGGAGACAUAACCUCCAACAUGAGUGUGUCUGGAAAACAGGACUUAAAGAGAGACGAGAGAAUGAUGGAGGGAAAGAGAUCAGACUCACCAGAACCCAGCUGUGUGUCCAUGAAGAGUGACCAGUCAAUGGGACAUCCAGUUACCUUCAGAGACGGAGCCAGUUCUCCUGAUGUGAGACCACAACAGAAGAAAUCAAACCUCAGCAGAAAUCAGUUGGACUCCAUAUUCAAGGAGCUGGAACACAAAGUCAUCACUCUGAUAAAGAAUGAACUGAAGAGGUUUAGGAAGCUCCUGAGUCCAGAUUACCCAGCAUGCACUGAGAGGGAGGUGCAGGAUGAGCAGGAUCUGCACAGUGUCAGAGACGGAGCGCUGAAGAUCACACUGCACGUCCUGAAGAACAUGAACCACACAGAUCUCGCUAACACACUGCACAACAAGUCUGUGGCCCCUGUGUAUCAGACAAAGCUGAAAUCCAGCCUGAGAGAGAAGUUUAAAAGAAUUAAUGAAGGAAUCUCACAGCAUGGAAGCUCAGCACUUCUGAAUGAGAUCUACACAGAUCUCUACAUCACAGAGGGUUGGAGUGGAGACGUCAAUAAUGAACAUGAGGUGAGACAGAUUGAGACAGCGUCCAGGAGACCAGCAACACAGGAGACACCCAUCAAAUGUAAUGAUCUCUUUAAAGACAAGUCCAUCAGAGGAGUGCUGACUAAAGGAGUUGCUGGAAUUGGAAAAACAGUCUCUGUGCAGAAGUUCAUUCUGGACUGGGCUGAACGAAAAGAGAAUCAGGACGUCACCUUCAUGUUUCCACUUCCCUUUAGAGAGCUGAAUCUGAUGAAGCAGAAACAUCUCAGUCUGAUGGAUCUUCUUCAUCACUUUUUCCCUGAAAUAAGAAAACUAGAAGUAAUAGACUGUGACUCCUACAAAGUGGUGUUGAUCUUUGAUGGUCUGGAUGAGUGUCGACUUCCUCUAAAUUUCCAGAAGAAUGAGAGAUUGUGUGAUGUGACAGAGUCAGCCUCAGUGGAUGUGCUGCUGACGAACCUCAUCAAGGGGAAUCUGCUUCCCUCUGCUCUUCUCUGGAUAACCUCUCGACCAGGAGCAGCCAAUCAGAUCCCUCCUGAGUGUGUAGACCAGGUAACAGAGGUACGAGGGUUCAGUGAUCCUCAGAAAGAGGAGUACUUCAGGAAGAGGAUCAGUGAUCAGAGCCUGGCCGAUAAAAUCAUCUCACACAUGAAGUCUUCAAGAAGCCUCUACAUCAUGUGCCACAUCCCAGUCUUCUGCUGGAUCUCAGCCACUGUUCUAGAGAGAAUGUUGGGUGAAGCAGAGCGUGGAGAGAUCCCCAAGACUCUGACUCAAAUGUUCACACACUUCCUGAUCUUUCAGAUCAAACACAAGGAGCAAAAGUACCAUCAGAAAUGUGACCCUGAUCCUCAGCAGACCAGAGAGAGUAUCCUGGCACUGGGAAAACUGGCUUUCCAACAGCUGGAGAAAGGAAACCUGAUCUUCUAUGAGGAAGACCUGAGAGAGUGUGGCAUUGAUGUGAGAGAAGUGUCAGUGUACUCAGGAGUGUGUACCCAAAUCUUCAGAGAGGAGUUUGGGCUUCACCUGGGGAAGGUGUUCAGCUUUGUACAUCUGAGUGUUCAGGAGUUUCUGGCUGCUUUAUAUGCAUUUUUCUGCUUUAUUUUUAGAAAGACAAAUGUGUUAGUGGAACAAAGCACUGGACGUUCUAAUUUCUUCAGAAAGUCAGACAUGUCUGAUCUCCUCAGGACUGCAGUGGACAAGGCCUUACAGAGUGAGAAUGGACACCUGGACCUGUUCCUCCGCUUCCUUCUGGGUCUCUCACUGGAGUCCAAUCAGACUCUCUUACGAGGUUUAAUGCCCCAGACAGGAAGCAGCUCUCACAGCAAACAGGAAACAGUCAAGUACAUCAAGAAGAAGAUCAGGGAGAAUCCAUCUCCAGAGAAAUCCAUCAAUCUGUUCCACUGUCUGAAUGAACUGAAUGAUCAUUCUCUAGUGCAGGAAGUACAGACUUACCUGAACAGAGGAGAUCACAGUCAUCUCAGUGGAACCAGACUCUCUCCUGCUCAGUGGUCAGCUCUGGUGUUUGUGUUACUGAACUCAGAUCAGGAGCUGGAUGUGUUUAAUUUGUGGAAAUAUGACCCAUCAGAGGAAGGUCUUCUGAAGCUGCUGCCAGUGGUCAAAGCCUCCAGAAGAGCUGAUCUGCGUGAGUGUAAACUGACAGAGGAAAGCUGUAGAGUUCUGUCCUCAGUUCUCAGAUCAAACUCCUCCAGACUGAGAGAACUGAACCUGAGUGACAAUAACCUGCAGGAUUCAGGAGUGAAGCUGCUCUCUGCUGGACUGGAGAAUCCACACUGUACACUGGAGAUACUGAGUCUGCGUGUGUGUGAUCUGACAGAGGAAAGCUGUAGAGUUCUGUCCUCAGUUCUCAGAUCAAACUCCUCCAGACUGAGAGAACUGGACCUGAGUCUCAAUAACCUGCAGGAUUCAGGAGUGAAGCUGCUCUCUGCUGGACUGGAGAAUCCACACUGUACACUGGAGACACUGAGGCUGUGUGAGUGUAAUCUGACAGAGGAAAGCUGUAGAGUUCUGUCCUCAGUUCUCAGAUCAAACUCCUCCAGACUGAGAGAACUGGACCUGAGUGACAAUAACCUGCAGGAUUCAGGAGUGAAGCUGCUCUCUGCUGGACUGAAGAACCCACACUGUACACUGGAGAUACUGAGUCUGCGUGUGUGUAAACUGACAGAUGAAAGCUGUAGAGUUCUGUCCUCAGUUCUCAGAUCAAACUCCUCCAGACUGAGAGAACUGAACCUGAGUGACAAUAACCUGCAGGAUUCAGGAGUGAAGCUGCUCUCUGCUGGACUGGAGAAUCCACACUGUACACUGGAGACACUGAGGAUGUGGAACUGCAGGAUUACAGAUGAAGGUUGUGCUGCUCUGACUUCUGCUCUGAGGUCAAACUCCUCAUCACACCUGAGAGAACUGGAUCUGAACGGUAAUAAUCCAGGAGAAUCAGGAGAGAAGCUGCUCUCUGAUCUACUGAAGUAUCCACACUGUAACCUGGAGACACUACACAUUAACUAUAAUAAACUCACCAGGAAGGCAUAUGACGGGAGUCUCACCUCAAACCUCUUCUCCAGGAUAAAACAGUCUCGGUGAAGAGUUAGAACCCGUCCCACAUUUCCAGCAGUUUGGGAGCUGAAUCAUUAAACUUAAAGGAGCAGAGCAGAAACAAAGUCAAGAACAGGCAGAAGGUCGUACACAGGAGAAAUCAACACACGUAACCAAAUAUCUGCUGCACAAAGCAACGGCACCGAUCUGCCCCGGGGAUGGAGACUGACGAGGCUUAACCCUCUUACCCCUUAGUUCCCACAGUAUCAUAUCCCAUAACCCUAUAUUCCCCAGAGAAACAGCCAAAAUCAACAUUUUAAUUUGAACAUUUUUAGGCCUUGAAACAACUUAUAAUAAUGUAUUUGUGUAAUAUUACUUUGAAAAUGAAGCAGUUCAGUGUUUUUACUAAACUUAGAGCACAAUUCUUAACUAGAGAAAUUACGAAAAAUGCUCGCUAAAAUCCUUCUACUCAUUUAGAAGUACCACACAAGCAUCAGCGUGGUCAAUAUAUUUAUAAAUAAUAAAACUGUGUAUGCCCCCCCCCACUGUUUUAGAUGUACCUGUGUUCACUGUAGGUGUAACUUUAGCUGGAACACGAUUAGCUUUUCGCUUUGGCACUGUUAGUUCACUUCUACUAGCACACCAAUAUUCACGCUUGGGUCUUCAUCGUAAUGCCGGCGUAAUAACGUUAUCACGUUGUGACGUCGUCAACCUUCUGGGUCAAAAAAUAAUAAUUAAAUAAGAAGGAAUCAUAGCAGAGUAAUGCCGGUACACCGGCCUUAUGGGGAUAACGUUUACACUGUAAAUCCUCUAUAUCGGCCUUACGGGGAUUUGGCAUAGACGAUCAAGCCGGUACAUCGUCCUUAUGGGAAUAGAUCACAGACGGGCAAGCCGGUUUUUCAGCCAUACGGGGUAAGAGGGUUAAGUACACGUCCGGAAACCUACAGCCAACUCAUCCCAAAGCACAAGGCGGGAGCAGGCGAGUACGAGAUGUGAUCGUCGAAUGGCAAGCCGGAACAUGACGCGUCGCAGUGGACUGGGCUUAAAAGAAGAGGAGACAAGACACCCAUCCCUCCCCCGACAUAGACACACGAAUGGAACAUAGUACAAACAGAAAUACAACUGAGGACGUAACAAUGGCCAAGUAUCAAAUAGAAUGUAAACUUGCAUUGAUGAAGUUAAUGUUGUUAGUAAUUGUUUAUAAAUUACCAUGGUAACACAGAGCUCCAAGGUAUAAAAAUAUGGAGUUUGUCAUCAAUCAAACAGUAACCAGUUUUAAUACCUAAAAAAGUUUACGUAGCAAAAUUUAGCAAAGCGCUUUACAGUAAAUUAAAAUGUAAAUUAAACUAAUGAAAUGUUGUGCAGCACAUGCUUAUGUUAAUGUUUGUUACAUUAUAUAAUCAUAUAAAUAAAUAAAUACUCCCGAAGUCACCAGAAUUGAAAGCUUUUUGCUGUUAAACAUUUAGAGAUUGAGGUUGUGGUGACUCAGUAGUUCACUCAGUAUAUCUGGGUAAGACACAGUGAACGACUCACUGCUGGCAUUCAUGAAGAAGUCAUAAACUCCACUGGAAUAAUAAAUAGGAUCUAAUAAAACCAUGAGUGGAAAUCAUUGGUGUAAGUUUAUUAGGAUAGACUUCCUCCAACCUGGAACUAUAUCCUCCAGUCCACACGGUGGCGGUAACGCGCCUAACAGCUGCGUCUCCGACCAGUAGAAAUCACAGAAGAAGAAAAAGCUGCAGCGGGUAUCUCCUGAGCAGAUGAGUUAUUACACCGAACUAAUCAUCUCCAGAUUAAAUUAUUUCUGACAGUUUUACAGUUAGAUUUGAUCCCGUUUAAACGUAAAAGCUGGUUAUUUUGUCUGUGUUUGAGGAAUUAAAACCGUUCCGUUUUUAAACCCGAGGUAAGUUAAACGGAAGCUGUGUGGCCGAAUCCCAAAUUGAUGUCAUUUCCGGUUUAAGUGCACUACAUUAGGGAUGAAAUAAUGACAGUCUACACCCUAUGUAGUGCACUAUUUAACUCAUGAGGAGAGAUUUGUUAUUCUGUUUUAGCGGCACCAUUUAAGUAUAACCUUACUUUAUCCUAAAAUCCGUUGUUUUCUCCCUGCUUAUAGCAACUAAAAUAAACAACAGUGAGUGUAAAAGUGGCUAAGUCAUUUAGCAGCUAAAAUAACUUUAUAUUUCUGUAAUGUUUUUAAUGUAUAAACUGCUCAACUGAGGUAAAGUUGGGUUUAUAUUGGACAUUUACUGCAAAUUCGAGCUUCUCUCUCCUAUUUCUCAAGAAAUAGACAGAAAGUAAACUGAAGAAAGUCAGUGUCGGUGACUCUGAGGCUAAAGCUAGCGGUGUCGCAUUACGUGCGUGUGAUGAUUUGCUGACAUUGCUCCUCUUCUGACUACCUGCUCAAGUGACGAGAGGCUAUGUCACGUUGUCAUAAAGUGGUGUCGGUGCGGUUGUAUCGGGGUAGUUUUACAAGUACGAGUACAUGAACACAGUAUCGGGCCGACACCUGAGUACUGGUAUCGGCAUCGGUGCAUCUCUAACACACACACACAGUUAAAUUGGAGCAGUGAACCAUAAGAUCUUUGAUGACGUCAUGUACAGGUCAGAGGUGUAGAACUCACUUUCUUUCUCUCCCUUGAUAAUCGUUGUUUUAAUAUAAUAAUGUAUACAUUACAUGUAUCUCUGUAAUCUUCUUCCCUAUUUGUGGAUAUUCUCAAGUGAAACUGUCGAGGCCUCCUACGGAACAUAUUAAGCUACACAGGAGCAGUGAUGAGAAUAAACAUGACUUUUGGUGCUCAUGAUUAAAUAUGGCAGUUUUAUUAUGAACCCACUACAUUAGAGAAGGAAAUACUGGAUGUGAAGUGCAGUAGUGCUAGUGUGUGUGAAUAGACGAUCAGUUUAGAUACUGACCCAGAACACUACUAACAUACAGUGCUUUCUUGGGGUGGUGCUGAAGUUGGAGUUGAACCGGUAAGAAAGAUAUUAGAGAGAGGCUUCUUUACACUCCUGAGGAUGUUCAAUUAGAACCUGCACCAAACUCCCCUGAUUCAAGUCAUCAGCUAAUUAAGCGGCCUGCACGAGCUGAGAUUCUUACUGAGGUGCUGUUUUCCACAUGCAGUGCUUGGCUGUGUUGGAGGUCACCAAGAAAGACUUCCUGGCUGUCAUGUGGAAGCUAAGUGGGCUGGGGUCAAAAGGGUUUCUGGCCAUGGUGCUUGUGCUGCAGUGAUCUUGUUCUCCAUCACACUCCAACACAAGUAGCCAUCUUCACCCUCUCCCAAGAGGUGAUGUGGUUUGACUUGUGCUACACAGAGGUGAGUCCAGUUAUGCUGCAAGAAGUGUAAGUAUGAUGGGGUUGACGAGUGGGAGGAGAGGUUCUUCUUCUUGACGAAAGCAUGAACUAGUAUUUCUGCAUCAUGUAGUGACAAUAUGUUUCUUAUAUAUGUUUAUGAUAUUAUCAUCUUGUCAUUUAUCAAAGAAGAGCUACAAAACCUGAAAUUUGUUCAUUUUUAGACAGAAAAAUUCUGCAGUGUAGCUCUUCUAGUGGGCUUUCCCACUGGAAGUUUAGUCCAACACAGAGCAGUUUGCAUGAAAAGUUGGUAAUGUGACCGUCGUAAUGUGGACUGGGAAGUGCACUGCGGUACCGAGCCCGAGACUACCUGUAGAAGGUGGUCCGAGUUCGGUUACACUGGAACUGUGAAUGCGAAUUGUCCCAUGAAUGUGAACGUAACUUAUAUCCGGGUCCGCACUUGUUCAGGAAGUAGAGUAACCUGUGCUGAAGGCCUGUUGUGGUGAUGACGUGUCAUGACAUGUUUUGGCCCAAAUCUGCAGUAACUUUGAAAAAGUGGAAGCUCGUCUGAAUAUUGUGGAGUUUCUUGAUUUUGCGUUAAUUUCUGUGAUCACAAAAUGGUGAAAUUCUGGACUGACACAUGGAAGCUAUGGAAUGAUAACAGAAGAAUGUGACUUUGGGUUGUACCGUGUAUUUUAUUUAUUUAUUUAUUUUUUUUUCAUGUAGCUUAAUUAUUUAGUAUAAAUGAAGGCGUGUAUGUGUCCUGUUCUUCAUCUCUGCAGUCGUGUGUUCCCUGAUAGUCAAUGAUUGCUGGAGCUCUGGAAAUAGCAGGUGAGAUUGCAGGCCGGAGUCCCGUCGCUGUCCAAGGAACCAAAAUCAACCUCCUCUACUCCUGAGACCACAGUGUGACUGAGAGCCUAGACUACAUGGCUACUUGGAACAUGAACAUGUUGCAGACACAGGAUCUUAUGAAGUCAGCGCAGACAGCCCCGGAAAAGAAGAGUCCGAAAGACGUGCCCUUCUCCAAGCUUUAAAGGAGAAGAUCCAGGGCUGUUGAAGCUGCGGUGGAACUGAGACUUCAUCAUCCACAUAUCUUUAGUUCUUCUUGCUAAGUCUCAGUUUCUUUUUAGUCUUUUUAUUUUUAGACUGGUCAAAAGACCGAUUAGUGGAAGUGAAAUGAUAGAUGAACUUGCUUGAUUAUUUGCAGGUGCUUUGUAUAGUAAGACAGGGUAACUAAUACUCAAAAGCUUGUUUUGUGUGUUAACAUGUACAGUAGAUGUACAUAUUUUUUUCUGGUGCUGUGUGACUGCAGAAUGUAGUGCAGUUAACACAGUAAAUUUCCUUGGAUGCUCACUUUUAACUCGAGGAGGUCACAGGUUGCCCAGACAUCUUUUUUUAAAUCUGUCAAUCCGUCACCUGCACGUCAUUCUGGGGGACGAAGAGGAGGAAGCUGGACAGAUAAAUUUAUUUAUUUAUUUAUCAUUGCUGUGUUUCCUCAGUCGAGUGCAGAAAGAAGAAAAACAACACAACUGGUUUAAAAUAAAAAUAUAGAAAACAAUCUAAUGUAAGGUUCUGAUCCGGUUUGCUUUCAGCAGGAAGGCUGUCCUCUUUCCUGUUGCUCUUUCCCUUCUAUUAGUCCAUUUGUCCAGUCUGAAUCGGUUUGAUUGUUUGAUUCGUUUUCAGAUGAUUCGGAGUCAAAUAAUUUUCUAGUGAGAGUCGCACAAUUCCAAACGAACUAGACUGAGAUGAGUAUUUGAUUCUCACUAGAAAGUGAUUCGACUCUGAAUCAACUCGAAAUGAAUCAGUCAAACUGAUUCAGACUCUAUAAAAGGACUAUGAGAUGUGAUUAAGAUAUAUAUUCCAAUGUUUUGCUUUACAAUUCCACUGUGUGUGUGUGUGUGUGUGUGCACACGCAUAUGUGUUUUUCAGGAGAACGAGAAACUCUGACACAAGAGUACAUCCUGACCAUUGGUACUGUGUACACAUCAACAUACACACACGUCUCCAUGCUGGACAGCUCAGGAGCUUUCACACACAGUGCUAGGAAUAUCCCGGAACAGAGAAACGCACCUCCUACGUGAGCGAGUUUAGCGUCAACCGGUGAAAUUUGCUGUAGCGUGAACACUUCGCCUCUAAAUGAUCUUUUGAGGCAGCUUCAUCAUUACCUGCUCCGUUUGAUUCAAAAACAUAACGACCGGUUUCAAAAAGUCAGGAUGUCUUCAGUUCAUGUGAUUUUACUGUUGAAUUUAAACAGGAAAUGUGAAUUUUUUUUCCCCUUUAUGUUUCCUCUACUGUCUUUUUGCUGUGAUCUUGAACACAGUUGUAAUUUUUUUUAAAUAAAUAAAUGAUCAUUCUAUUCUUUCUCACUUUCCUUGUCCUAAUUGUCCUGUAUCUGUUAAAUCCGUUUCAUCUCUGGUCUUUCUGUCUGUAUGAACACUUGUAGAAAUGACUUGUAGUCCAUAUUUUUGAAUAUUUUUAUUCAUGAUUUUGAAUUUAAAUAAAGAUAUUCUUUAAUUCUG
This is a messenger RNA of Ictalurus punctatus (channel catfish), 9153 nucleotides long. Its product is annotated as NACHT, LRR and PYD domains-containing protein 12-like. The record is from RefSeq and is a predicted model, not a curated record. NCBI's taxonomy places the organism in Eukaryota, Metazoa, Chordata, Actinopteri, Siluriformes, Ictaluridae. Bases 244 to 3399 code for a protein of 1051 amino acids. Gene Ontology annotation, molecular function: protein binding. The transcript has 18 exons.